This is a messenger RNA of Solea senegalensis (Senegalese sole), 720 nucleotides long. Its product is annotated as kynurenine--oxoglutarate transaminase 3-like. The transcript is spliced from 6 exons. Gene Ontology annotation, cellular component: mitochondrion; cytoplasm. NCBI's taxonomy places the organism in Eukaryota, Metazoa, Chordata, Actinopteri, Pleuronectiformes, Soleidae. The record is from RefSeq and is a predicted model, not a curated record. Bases 7 to 705 code for a protein of 232 amino acids. Gene Ontology annotation, molecular function: pyridoxal phosphate binding; L-kynurenine:2-oxoglutarate transaminase activity. Gene Ontology annotation, biological process: biosynthetic process.
UGUACGAUGACAUCACGACACACCCACUCCAAAAGAAUUGAAGGACUGGACAAAAAUGUCUGGGUGGCGUUUACUUCAGUGGCAGCAGACCCGUCCAUAGUGAACCUCGGUCAAGGGUACCCCGACAUCCCCCCGCCUUCUUAUGUCAAAGAGGCUCUGGCAAAAGCCGCAUCCGUGGACAAGAUAAACCAGUACACCAGAGGCUUUGGUCAUCCCUCACUGGUGAAAGCCCUCGCUCAGGUUUAUGGAAAAGUCUACGGACGGCACAUCGACCCUUUCAAAGAUAUCCUGGUCACAGUCGGAGGUUACGGUUCCUUGUUCAGCACCAUGCAAGCGCUGGUGGAGGAGGGAGACGAGGUCAUCAUAAUAGAACCUUUCUUCGAUUGCUACGUACCUAUGGUACGAAUGGCCGGAGCCAAGCCUGUGCUGAUACCGCUACGCCUUAAGCCUGGAAAGAAGACAAUCACAAGUGCUGACUGGUUUCUUGAUCCGGAGGAGCUUUCCAGUAAAUUCAACUCCAAGACAAAGGCCAUCAUCAUCAACACACCAAACAAUCCUAUAGGAAAGAUUUUUAGCAGAGAUGAGCUGCAGAUGAUCGCUGACCUGUGUAUAAAACACGACACUCUGUGCUUCAGCGACGAGGUGUAUGAGUGGCUCAUCUACAGGGGAAACCAGCAUAUCAAAAUUGGUAUGAUUUAUAUUUAAUCAAUUGUCUGACCA